This is a messenger RNA of Panonychus citri (citrus red mite), 8320 nucleotides long. Its product is annotated as diacylglycerol kinase zeta-like. Gene Ontology annotation, biological process: diacylglycerol metabolic process; intracellular signal transduction; lipid phosphorylation. NCBI's taxonomy places the organism in Eukaryota, Metazoa, Arthropoda, Arachnida, Trombidiformes, Tetranychidae. The record is from RefSeq and is a predicted model, not a curated record. Gene Ontology annotation, molecular function: ATP-dependent diacylglycerol kinase activity.
CAUAUCACCAAGACCUCUGGUGUUUAGAUUUGUUGAAAUGUUAUUUUUUUCUGUUGCAUUUUUGAACAUUCUCAGUGUUGAACAAUAAUAUUAAAUGAACAACUUAAUCUUAGUUUUACACCGAGAGAGAUUCGUUAAAAGUUACAUGCUCGUCUAGUGAAACAAACAUGAAUAUCUAAAGUGAGCUCACUAUGAUUUAUCAUCCGAAUUCAACAUUUUCCUUAUCAAUUUUUGAGAAAUAAACUUUUUCUUGAUAAUAACAAACUCAAUGUUCACCUGAACAUAUAAAACUUUGAUUCGAAUCAAUUAUCGAACUGACUAGAGUUCAAUUUGUGUUUUAAUUGUUCUCUUUUUCUCUCUUACCUGUGAUUUAAUUCACUGAACAAUAAGUGAAUAUUUAUAUUUGUGAUAUUCUUUUUCCUUAUUUUCUCUGAUACCGAAAGAUGAAAAAAGUUCUGGAAAAUUGGAAAAUAAUAUUGACAGUUUACAAUCUUUUUAAAUUGUGCCCUCACUGCUAAUUGUUGAAAUUGUGAUUUAAAACUGAGAAUAAGCAAAAUUGGAAUAUGAUUAUUAUCAAAUUGUUAUCGAUUUCUUUUUCGUCAUUAAUGGUUGAAGAAAAAAAGAGAUGAAGAUGAUCAAAUUAAAGAAAAGGAUAAGAGUUGACAAAGAAAAUGUUAUCCUGACAAUUUCUGUGAAUUAAAAUCUAUUGUUUAUCAUUCGAUAUCUAUGUGUGUCUCUUUAUAUGUUUAUGUGACCUCAUUUAUCUUAUUAUAUCAUUAAUCUUAUCAUCUUUAUCAUUUUCAUCAUCAUCAUCUCCUUAUUAUUAUUAUUAUAUAUCUGAUAAGUCAAUUGUUGUUAUCAUUAUAUUGAUAUGAUUAUUAUUAUCAUUACUAUUGUUAAGUGUCAACUCGUUGGGUAGGGAUAAGGUUUGGACAGGCUUUUAACAAGGCUGUUCAAUCCUCCCCCUUAAUCAUCAUCAAGAUCACCUCUUUUACCAUAUCAUCCAUCAUGCAACGGAUUAAGGAUAGUUUACGUAAAACAUCAUCACGUGACUCCUUAGAUUCAACCUCUUCGACAACAUCACUCGAACCAAAAGAUCAACAAGUGCCAAGCUCACCAGCAAAGAGUCAAUAUCAAUCUCACCAACAUCAUCAUCAUUUACUUCGUGCACCCUCAUCACCGACUCCAAGUUGCUCGGGAUCAUUUUCUAGUGCCAAUUCUAGUCAUUCAAGGCCUAAACCUGGAUCAUUAGGUCCAGGUUUAGGUUUAGGUUCUAGUCUUGGUUCCAGGUUGGGCCAUGUUAGCUCAUCGUCGACUUUAUCCUUACUCUCUGAUCGUCGAGAUGAGGUUACUUUUGAAACAGUUCGAAUUGUCCCUCGAAGUGCUCGAAGUGAAGAGAUAACAACAACUCCUGAAUCAGAUGAAUCUUUAACUCCAAGUUACAAUUUUCCUUCCACUUCAUUUUCCUCUUCCUCUCCUUCUUGCCUCCACCAAACAGCAACAGCCCCAACACAACCAUCCCCACCACCACCGCCAACAACAACAAUAAUAGCUACUACAGCAUCCAACAAAGAGGUUGGAGGAUCUCAAGGUACCUAUGGAUCAUCACCAGUUCACCUUUCACCUAAUAUGCAACCUUGUGGUUCGCCCUCAUUACAAGCUAAUCAAUUUCUGUCAACCAAUUCUCCAAACCGAUCAGGUCGAUCUCGUUCAUUUGAUUCGGCUGCCGCUUCAGCUGCAGCAUCAGGAUCAAAUGAUGGAUCGACUAACCGUUCAGGCAAAACUUACAUUAAAACAACAUCAACUUUCCUUGAACUUCCCAAAUGGAAGAUGCUAGUUCGUAAUAAGAAUUCAUCUUCAUCAUCUACAUCAGUUGCUCCCUAUGAGCGAGAUUGUGUUCAUUGCAUGUUAAUGCACGAAAUUAGUAAAGUCUCAACACUCACCGUACCCUCUGUAUCCACACCUUAUAUUGGUUCAAGUAGUUAUGGUAGCAUGUUGAGUGAUAACAUUUCAACCUCAUGUUCACCUCCACCCUCAUCAUCACCUUCAGUAAGUUCUGAGGGUUCAGUAGUUGAAGAUUCAGAUUCCGAGUCAAUGGGAUUAAGAACUGCUUCCCUUGGACAAAGUGAAUCACUUGAAGAUGAAGUUUUAUCUGAGAUACUUGACCCUGCAAAUCUGCCGACCGUUACUUUGAGCUUGGCACCGGAAAUUCAAAUAAUUGAAACGGAAGAAGAUUCUGGUUUAACUGUUAUCUCUUUAGAGGUUCCAGUCCUUCCAAAAUCAGGUAGAUCAGCAUCAGUUGAUUCUUCAUAUCUUCAAGUACCACAAAGGACCGAUAUUGGAAUCGGAGAAUCACCACCAGUUAAAGCUCAGCGAUCACGAUCAGUAGAUGUCGCACUUCCAGUUGGUCCUGAUGGACCUUACAUUGUAGUUCCAACGGAAAAACCUCAGCCCAUUAUUACACAGAAAGCAAUACAAGGUGAAAUCAAAAUUUCAACCGAAAACGGUGAAACUCGAACACUUCGAAGUGCUCCUGAUUGGGGGGAAACUGCUAUUAACGGGGACCAUUUAUGGGUAUCAACGAGUGCCUCUGGGGAUCUCUGUUAUGUCGGUGAAAAUGAAUGCUCAAAACAAGGUCCAAGACUUUGUUGUCCAGCCUGUAAGAUUACAGCUCACACCGGAUGCAUCGGGAUCUUGAUCGAUAAAAUUAAAUUUCAUUGCAAACCAACAUUCAAAGAUGUAGGAGUGCGACAAUAUCGUGAACAAACGAUGAUCCAUCACCAUUGGGUCCAUAGGAGGCAUCAAAAGGGUCGAUGUCGUCAAUGUGGUAAAUCAUUUCAAUCUAAAUUGUCUUUCGGUAAUAAGGAAAUUGUCGCAAUCAGUUGUUCUUGGUGUAAAACUGCCUAUCACAAUAAGGAAAACUGUUUCACCAUGGAAAGAAUCACAGAAACAUGUAAUUUAGGAAUUCAUCGAGAUUUAAUUAUACCCCAUUCAUGGAUUGUUAAAUUACCACGAAAGGGUUCAUUCAAAUCGUCUAUUCGUCGAUCUCCAAAAAAUAAACGAUCUUCAUCUAAACGUCGAGCCAAGAAAGAAGAUGCUUCGUCUUUGGUUACCGUUACUUCAAGUGAGCUUAGUCAUCAUCUUCCGGUUCAUUCGUUAUCCUCAUCACCUCCUCCACCUCCAUCAGGUUCAAUUUCAUGUUCUUCUGGUAUUGCAACUGCAUCUUCAUCAUCAACAACUUUAUCCUCUUCAUCUCACCAAUUAAUUCAACCGUCUUUAACCUCAUCGUCCAAUCAAGGGUCAUCUUCAUCUUCCUCUUCCAUAACAACCAAUCCUGGACUGGUCACUCAAUCUCAACUAAUUUCAUCGACAACGGGUGACCACAUCCUGGGAACAGGUCCACUGCCUUGUGGAGCAACACCAUCACCACCACCUUCAUCUACUCCUGGUGUAGUUUCAGCUGAACCAAGACCUUCCCUUUGUGCUCCAGGUCAACAUCGGUCAUUUGCCAUUAAACCAAUUCCAUCACCCGAUUCAAAGCCUUUACUGGUUUUUAUUAAUCCAAAAAGUGGUGGUAACCAAGGGUCCAAAUUGAUGCAAAAAUUUCAAUGGUUACUUAAUCCACGACAAGUUUUUGACCUUACACAAGGUGGACCACGUCCAGGUCUUGAAUUAUAUCGUAAAGUGCCAAACCUUAGGAUAUUGGCCUGUGGAGGUGAUGGAACCGCUGGUUGGAUACUCUCGGUUCUUGAUGAUAUUGGAUUUAAACCUUCACCUCCGAUUGCUGUACUUCCUGGAACUGGUAAUGAUCUUGCUCGAGCACUUGGUUGGGGUGGAGGUUAUACCGAUGAACCAGUUUCCAAGAUAUUACUUAACAUUAAAGAUGGUGAAGUUGUGCAACUUGACCGUUGGGAUGUUAAGGUUACUCGUAACACUGAAUUAAACCUAAUUGAACAAGCUUCAGAUACGCCUGAGGGUGGUAAAGAAUCGUUACCUCUUAAUGUGAUUAAUAAUUAUUUUUCCAUUGGUGUUGAUGCUCAUAUUGCCCUUGAAUUUCAUGAAGCUCGUGAAGCUCAUCCAGAGCGUUUCAAUUCUCGCCUUCGGAAUAAAAUGUUUUACGGUCAAGCGGGUGGUAAAGAUUUACUUCAACGUAAAUGGAAAGAUCUGGCCACUUAUAUUACCGUUGAAUGUGAUGGUGUUGACCAUACGCAACGAUUAAGAGACCUGAAAGUCCAUUCACUUUUACUUCUCAAUAUCCCCUGUUACGGAGGUGGUACUCGACCUUGGGGCAGUGCAUCGCCCUCCUUUGAACUACCAAGAACCGAUGAUGGACUGAUUGAAGUAAUUGGCCUUACAACCUAUCAACUGCCUCUUCUUCAAGCCGGUGGCCAUGGGUCGUGUGUAGCUCAAUGUAAAGAGGCCAAAAUAGUUACACGGCGAACGAUUCCUAUGCAAGUAGAUGGUGAACCCUGUCGAUUAUUACCUUCCGUCAUUAGGAUUAAGGUCAAAAAUCAAGCAAAUAUGAUUGCCAAAUCUAAAUCUCAUUCGCAGAUCAUUUCAAUGCCAACUUUGGAUCGAGAGAUAAUCGUUGAUGUAAGAAAGUUAAAUUUAACCGAUUAUGAAACUUUCCAUUAUGAUAAAGACAGACUUCGAGAUGCAUCAAUACCUCUUGGUAAACUUAAUAUUAAUCCCGAUCUCGAAUUGAAUCAUGUUCGUGUUUUAAUCAUUCAAAUGGUCCAAGCUCAACGAAAAGGAUCAACGGCCAGUCAAAAGAUGAAUGAAACACCAGAUUCAGAAGUGAAAAGAUACCGAAUGGAAAGAGCCUUUGAACUGUCAACUGAUUGGUGUUUCGUUGAUUCUUGUACUGCUGAACGAUUUUUUCGCAUCGAUCGAGCCCAAGAGCAUUUACAUUAUGUGGUAGAUAUUUGUAAUGACGAUCUUUUCAUUCUUGAUCCCGCUGAUGACAAUUAUCGUGAUGAUACAAGUACACCAAGUGUACCAACCUACGUGGGCACCAAUAGUCCAGCGAGCGGUAUUAGCGAGGGAGGUGAUGAGACACCCUUACCAAUAGAUCAAAGCCAAUUGGGUGAUAACAAUAAUACAAUUGUACUUUUCAAACCGCCAAACGCAGGUAAAGAAACGGGUGAUCUAAAUACACCAUCAGAUACAAUUCAAUCAACACUGUCACCUUCACAAUCCUCGUCGUCACCAACAUCAUCAUCAACACAACCACAACCACCAUCAACAACCACAACCACAACAACAACAACAACAACAACAACCACCAGUGCUCUUAAAAAUGAAUCAAUUAUGAGUGAUAAAGAGUUCGCAUGUUACCAGGCCACUUUCAAUGAACGGGAAACGACAGUUUAACGAAAAGAGAAAAUGAUUUAAUUAAUUAAUCAACAUCAUCAAUAUGUAUCUCAUCAACUUGGUCAUCAUUCAAUUAGUCAGUUAAUUAGUUAAUUCAAUUUGAGAGACACGAUUAACUGUUAAUUGUUGUUGAUUGGAAAAAGCCAGAAACUAAAUCAAUGCAAAUUUAAAUCCAUCUACACAUUAUAAUUAUUAUUGAUUAUUAUUAAAUCACUCUAAUUAAUUAUAAAUAAUAUAAAUAUUUAUAUAUAUUUAACUAUCAAUACAAUUGUUAAUUGUUAUAAAUUUCAACAAACCCUGUUAAUUGUUAAUUGUUUUGUUGAUCAUUUUUACUAAUCAUCAUCACAACAGGAAAAUUAUUGUUAAUUGUUAUCAUUUGUGUGCCUCUUUGUUUUCCCGCCUCAACCUUAUUUUAAAAUUCAUUUGUUAAUUUACAUUCCAAACAAUUAGGAUGGUUAAUUGAUUAAUUAAUCAGCAAUUUAAUAUGUUAAUUCUUACAAUAAUUUGCCAUCACCAGUUUAAUGUCGCAAUUAUUUGGUCUCAUUAUGAUUAUCAUGUACUGUAUAUCUUUUCAUUGGUGGCAAAGUUUACAAUUAACUAAUCACUUGCAUCAUCAUCAAUUGAUUAUUAGAUUGUGAACAAUUUGAUCGUUGAUUGUCUAAUUGUAUCAAUCAAUCAUUAAUCAUCAUCUUCUAAUUGUUUCAACACUUUUGUCAAUUGAUUGUAAAUUUGUUUCUAUUGUAAUUAUCACAUUUAAGUUGUUAGUUUUAAUCUAAUUGUAAUCAUUUAGAAUUCACAAUCAAUCAGAUUGAUUAAUGUAUAAUCAAAGUGUGGAAAACUUUUCACAAUUAAGAUGGAAAAUAUAUCAACUGACCAAUUGGAUGACCACCAUCAAGGAUCAUCAAGAUGAUUGUGGAUUCUCAAGUUGUGAUAAUCAUGAAAAUCUGAUCACAAUCAACGAUGAUAAUAAUCAAGAUGAUUAACAUUUAUUGGUGAAUUUUUUUAUAUUCAAAGAAGGAGGAAAAUCAAUUACAAGGAAAUUGGUGUAACAAUUACAAUCAAAUCAAAUAAAUGAUGAUACAAAUCACAUGGAAAUUAAUUUGAUCAAUGGUCAUUUUCAUGGUCAUCAGUUUUGUCUAUUGUCAUUGGUCAGCAUCUUUCAACUUUGGUCAGUUAGCAAUUAUUAUGAUGACCAAAUAAUCCUGAUAAUCAACUGGUCACUAAUAUUUACCUGAGCUAUCAUCAUGAAGAUGAAUCAUUAUCAUCAUCAUCAUCCAUCAUCUCCUCAUUUGUUUACCUUUUUUUGAUGAUUAUCUUCAUCUUAAUCAGCCAAUCAUCUUAAUUGAACAAAUGAAAGUCAAUUCUGGAUGAACACUCAAAGGAACCAAGGUGAUAUUAAUAUAAUCUCAAUGGUAGUGACCACUUAACUGACCAGUACUAUGGACUUGACAAUGUUAUUUUAAUAAUCACAAUCCAAUCAAUUCAAUCAUCAUUUGAAUCCAUUUUUUUUGUUUCACUUAAUUGUUUCACUACUGUUUACAUUAAUCAAUUGAUUGGUUCUUGAUGAUUAUCAAUUAUUAAUUUAUUCAUGAUAAACAUUUACGAUUAUGUUUAUAUAUUAAUUUAAUCAUCAUCACAAUUUGGAUUAUCAAUUGAAAUUAAUAAUUAAUCACCUGAAUCUUAAUCACACUCGAGCUUUUCUUUUCUAAUUACAAUUUGUUAAUACACUUAAUUACUAUUGGAGAGGUAAUCUGUUUGCUUAAUUGUUUCUCUUCACCAAAUUGCAAUUUACCAAAUUGUCCUUAAUCAUCUCUAAAUUGUAAAUCAACAUGCAAAUUUGUUCAGCUUAAAACAAUCAAACAAUAUUGUACUUAAUUGUAUGUAAAUCUAUUUCCACAACUAAAAGUUAAUUACUAAUUGGAAAGUAACAACAAUUAAGUAAACAACAAUUUACUAAUUUUCCAAUGACAAGAAAACAACAACCACAAGGAAAUCGAUAAUUUAUUUAAUUGUUACUCUAAUUUACUAAAAACUGGAUGCAAGUUUGAGUUGAUUUAAUUGCCAAUCAACUUGAACAAUAAUCAGAAUCUACUGUUAACCUAAACAUAAACUGCAAACUUUUAAUUGUUAAUCAACAUUGUGAUUAUUUAUAUGAGAAAACCAAAUCAAAUCAAAAGUCCGCCUAAAAAUCAACAAUUUAAACUUAAUCACUUUUUUUAAUCACUCUCUCAACUAAUCAGCUCUCUCUCUCUAAUUGUAACAAUUUACCUCGCAAUUGUAAUCAAUAGAUCUGGAAUCUUUUUAAAUCAUCAAUAAUUGAUAUCUAAUUAUAUUUACCAAUGCAAUUUAUUAAUCAUCAUCACCAUUAAUUAUAAUAUAUUGGCUGGUAUCAAGCCAUUGGAUUAACGAAGGAGGAAACUGAAUUGAUUGUCACAAUUAACAAAUGGAAACUUCAAAUUAAUCCAAUUAUAUUAAUCCAGUUAUCGAGUACGUUUUUUGUACUCGUUAAUUUUGGUAGUUUCAUUGAAACGAUUGUAAUUAAUUUAACUAAUUAACGUUCAUCAAUGGACACAAAUCACAUCUCAUCAGCAAUUUAAUCACAAUUAACAUAGUUAUAAUUAUUACUGUUCUUAUUAUACAAUUAAUAUUCACUGACAACAUUAAUUAUUAAUACAAUUAACAAAUGACCUUAAGCAAUGGAUUAAACCUUAAUCACUAUGGAGAAGGAAAAAAAAAACUUCAUAAUUAAUCAUUAAUCAAUGGAAACAAUUAACUAAUAGUAAACUAAAUCAAUAUGAAAACUUUAACAUUCCUUUGAUUGUUAAAUUGUUAAACUGCAAAUUGAUCAACUCAUAAUCAAUUAACUUUAUCAAUUUGAUUGUUUUGUGUAUUCAAUGUGAUCAACAAUUAUAAUUUGGGUUAAACUUUAACUUUCAUUGGAUAACAA